Messenger RNA from Adineta ricciae, 348 nucleotides. NCBI's taxonomy places the organism in Eukaryota, Metazoa, Rotifera, Eurotatoria, Adinetida, Adinetidae. The record is from the annotation of a GenBank genome assembly.
AUGAAUAAUACAACCGAAUUGAAUACCUGUUCGAAUCAAUACCAUGAACGAAGCAAAGAUACACUAAGAACCAGAGAAAAACGUGCGCUGUAUAUGGUUCAAUUGCGAGGCGAAAGAGAUUCCGAAUAUCGUCGAAUUGAACGCGAAAAUAACGCUCGUGCUAUGCGAAGAAAACGUUUGGAGGAUCCACUUUAUCGAGAAAACGAACGACAACGAAAUCGUGCACGUAUGGCGACAAUUCGUCGGGAAAAUUCACUCUAUCGCCAACAAGAACACUUGAAAAAUCGUCAUCGGAUGGCAUCAAAACGUCACUCAUUACCACAACCAGCUAAAACCAAUUCCAUCUAA